Molecule: messenger RNA, 603 nt
Organism: Grosmannia clavigera kw1407
Lineage: Eukaryota; Fungi; Ascomycota; Sordariomycetes; Ophiostomatales; Ophiostomataceae
Product: v-ATPase proteolipid subunit
Exons: 4
Coding region: 1-603 (200 amino acids)
Biological process (GO): proton transmembrane transport
Cellular component (GO): proton-transporting V-type ATPase, V0 domain
Molecular function (GO): proton-transporting ATPase activity, rotational mechanism
Source: RefSeq, a predicted model, not a curated record
AUGAGCAUCAAGUACGGACUGGGCGGCACUGGGUCCGCGCUGGCCGUCGUGGGAGCUUACAUGCUCUUCACCGGCAGCGGCGAGGCCUUCAACGUCGGCGCCUUUCUCGAGUCGAUAUCGCCCUACGCCUGGGCAUCGAUGGGCAUUGCCCUGUGCAUCGGACUCUCAGUCGUUGGAGCGGCAUGGGGCAUCUUCAUCACCGGCUCGUCCAUCCUCGGCGGUGGUGUUAAGGCGCCGCGCAUCCGCACCAAGAACCUCAUCUCCAUCAUCUUCUGUGAAGUCGUUGCCAUCUACGGCGUCAUCAUGUCCAUUGUCUUCUCCGCCAAGAUUGGCGACGUCACCGGUGCCGACCUGUACUCGGGCGACACCUACUACACCGGCUAUGCCCUCUUCUGGUCCGGCAUUACCGUCGGCAUGUGCAACCUGAUCUGCGGCGUGGCUGUCGGCAUCAACGGCAGCGGUGCUGCUCUGGCCGACGCCGCUGACCCGACUCUCUUCGUCCGCAUUCUCGUCAUCGAGAUCUUCAGCUCCGUUCUCGGCCUCUUUGGCCUUAUCGUCGGCCUCCUCGUCUCUAGCAAGGCCCGGGAAUUCGGAGCACAUUGA